GUGAGAAUACUGGUGAAAAUCAAAACAGUAGUACACGUGCUGAGAGGCCGGACCACAUUGUGUCUACGGGGUCGAAUUAUGUGUAUUUUAUAAACUUCUUCGAGAAUUGCCUUAAUGUCUAUACUACUAGGAGAUUUAUAUUCGUAAAAAGUUUCAGGAAAAAGAUAAGAAUACAAUGCAUCAGACUGACUAUCCUCCUUCAACACGAUACUGGGGCACAGUAGCUAGUGAAGAUGCUCUUGGUAAUGAUGCAAAUCCUGCAGAACCAAACAAUCAAGCUUCAGUUCUCCUGGCUCAACUUAAUGAACGGGCUAGACUGAGAAAGGCUAGGAAACUUGAUUUGGAAGUUGGAUUAAAUGAGGGUGAAGGUAAUUAUGUGAAAGAAAAUGAAAAUCACUCUGAGGAGAGUUACGUCAAACAGAUCAGAAUGAUGUCAGUCUUACAGCAGUUACUGAUGCAGAAGAAACCUUUAUAAAUGGAGAAGAAAGUGAUGAAGAUUCACUCCUCAAAAAGAAGAAGAAACAUUCAAAAUAUGUGGAGAAGGAUAUUGGGGAUAAAACAUCACAAAUGAAUGAAAAAGUAGAGUUUAAUAAAGAUUGCCCUCAUAAAAAAGGGAAAAAGCAUAAGCUCAGAACUGAAAGUAUAAACCUCGAAGCUGAUCCACUAGAAGAUAACAGACAAGCUGACAGCAAUACCUCUGCUUUAGGAGAGAAUAAUACGGUAGAAGGCAUAGGUCCUUUUAUUGACAGCAGUUUUGGGGCAUUGUCUGAAAAAGAGAAAAAAUGCAAGAAAAGAAAAAAAACAGAAUCUGAGGAUGAUUCCCAGCUUGAAGGAGGAGAUAUGGAACCAAGCACACAGUUGUCAGAAAAUAAUAAAAAGAAGAGGAAAGUCAAUGAACAAAGUACAAAUUCUUUGACUCAUAACAAUAAUGCAAGUGAUGAAAAUGCAAAAAAUCUGACUAUGGAAAAUGGAGUUGCAGACAGUGAUGCUGAUACUGAUGAGGGGGAUUUUGAGCCACCUGAAGCAAGUAAAUUGCAAAC
Messenger RNA from Penaeus monodon (black tiger shrimp), 1040 nucleotides. Its product is annotated as ATP-dependent RNA helicase DDX51-like. Gene Ontology annotation, molecular function: nucleic acid binding; ATP binding. Gene Ontology annotation, cellular component: nucleus. Lineage: Eukaryota; Metazoa; Arthropoda; Malacostraca; Decapoda; Penaeidae. The record is from RefSeq and is a predicted model, not a curated record.